CUGCUGAGAUGGCUCUCCAAGUGCGCUUCUGCCUCCGAUGGGAGUGCCUUCUUCUGGCCAUCCUGCUGGGCUUCCCCCCGAUCCAGGGGCUCGAUCCCUGCCAGGACCUGUACAAGGCGGCCUGCGGCAACUGGUCGCGCACCCACGCCGGCGAUCCCUACUGGAGCCUGAUGGACCAGCUGGACUACGACUACCAGGACAAGCUGGCCGCCUUGCUGGAGCAGGAGAGACCGCAGGAGGAGCCACGCUUCGUGCAGCCCCUCAGGGACUUCUACGCCUCCUGCCGCCGCCCCCUGACCCUCGACCAGGUGCUGGCCAUCCUGGAGAGGAUGAGGCGGAGCGGGCGGCUCGAGCCCCUUGAGCUCACAGUGGCCCUCACUGCCGCCUUCCGGCUGAGCGUCCUGGUGGAGAUGGAGGACUGGGCGCACACCUGGCUGCAGCUGCUCACCCGCGACGAGGACUGGGAUCCGGAGGAGACCCACAGGGAGCCAAUGAGUCGCCAGCAGUUCGACCUCCUCUGGCUGGACCCGCCCACUGGCGCCGCACCCCCCAAGGAGGCCUUCUGGGUGGAGGUGCGCAGCCUGGAGUCGUUCCUGACCACGGACCCCGCCUCCUCCUCCUCCUCAACCUCCCUGCAGGAAUGGGUGCCCGCCUUCUGGAUGCUGCCCUGGCCCAAGUCCAGGCCCCCCAGCGGAUUCCUAAUGCGGCUGUCCCGCCUGCUCGCCGAGCUGAGCCCCGCCUUCCUGCUGCCCUACAUCCAAAUGAGACUGAGGCUGAAGCGGAGUCUGGAGGAGGGAGCCACCUCCAAUUCCACCUCCACCUUGACUGGGGAUUGGAGGAUCGAGCGGUACGAGUGCGCCGAGCAGGCCAGGCAGCUAAUGAGCCACCCCGCCGCCUGGCUGGUGGAGCGGAGCCACCCGCGGCUGAAGGAGGAGCCCGCCCUGCAGCAGCUCUUCGAGGAGCUCAAGCGGAGCUUCGGCCAGGAGCUGCGGGCGAACAGGAACGGCUUCUCGCGGCGCACGCAGGGCUUCCUGCUGGCGAAGCUCGACAGGAUGCGGCUGCGGCUGAGCGUGCUGCCCAGGAGCGGCUCGCCGGAGUCCGUGGAGCGGCGCAUCGAGCGGCACUACGAGAAGGUCCAGAUGGACCCCAGCGACUACUUCGGGAAUCUCUGGGCGGCACUGCGCCCCCUGAGACAGCGGCGUCGCUGGAGGAAGGGGAUGGCCUCCGGGAGCGACCUGUUCCCCGUGGGGCUGAACCGCUUCGGCAGCUACGCCUCGCCCUUCUACCUCGUGGAGCACAACUUGCUCAUCGUGCCUCUCUCGCUCCUGGGACCCCCGCUCUACUCCUCUGAGCAGCCGAGGAGCGCCACCUACGGAGCUCUGGGCUUCGUCCUGGGCCACGAGCUGAGCCACGGCUUCGGACCCGACGGAGUGGCCUUCAGUGCGCGAGGAAAGGAGAACGCCGCCGUGGAGAGGGAGCUGCAAAGGAACCACCGCUUCCAGCGGGAACUCCGCUGCCUCCGGCGGAAGUUCGGGGGGAAGCGGGACGAGAAGUUCGCGGACCUCAGCGGACUGCAGCUGGCCCACUCCGCCUACCGCCUCCAUUCCGAUCCAGAUGCUGAUGACGAUGAGGAGCGGCGGUUCUUCCUGAGCUUCGCCAGGUUCUUCUGCUCGGACGAGGGUCGGAUGGAGAACAGCCGGGAGCACGGGAGCGACAGGAGGAGGGUCAACGACGCGGUGGCCCAGUUCGAGCCCUUCCGAGCGGCCUUCUCCUGUCCGCCGGCGCGGCAUCGCAGGCAGUGUCGCUUGUUCUAGGAUUUAUUGGGUGACGAGUGCCAGGAUGGGAUAGCCACUUAAACAGCUAAUACCGCCAGUUAAUAAAUACGCAUACUCCAAGUGGCAUUUGGAUGGACUUA
Messenger RNA from Drosophila ficusphila, 1915 nucleotides. Its product is annotated as phosphate-regulating neutral endopeptidase PHEX. Gene Ontology annotation, cellular component: plasma membrane. NCBI's taxonomy places the organism in Eukaryota, Metazoa, Arthropoda, Insecta, Diptera, Drosophilidae. Gene Ontology annotation, molecular function: metalloendopeptidase activity. Gene Ontology annotation, biological process: protein processing. The record is from RefSeq and is a predicted model, not a curated record.